GUAUUCUGGGAUUCUGUGAUACUCGGCUAUAAAAAGGCAAAAUAUCCCAGUAGUUCUUAGAGCUUUCAUUAGCAGCAGUGUGAGUGUGACUCUGUGCCCAGCCUCUGCACCCAUUGGAGCCCAGAGGAAGCGGGUGGGAUCCAUGUGCUGAGUACAGGUGUAGGAGGAUGGAGAGAGCCCCAUUUCUGUCUCCACACGGAAUGUUCCCGUCCCAGCACUCAGCCGGGGGCUGGCAGGUCCCUACAGGGGGCACAGGGGAAGAUCUCCUGUCUCCAGGUGAUGUGGAGAUCUGUGUGCAUGUGAACUCAGGACCGUCGGGGCACAACGAGGGCCGCCGUCCGCAAGGGUCUCUACAAGAUGGGUUUCCCAGAUUUCUCGGAACCAACCCCGGCCCGGCUCAGCAUCACCACAGAGGCGGGGCCGGCCUGGAACCCCAGAACGGGGAAACUGAGGGUGAGAAAAGGGCGGACGGAGGAUUCGCUGGAGGGGUGCGGAGGCCGUGAGGGGCACGGAGAGCAGGACCCAGCCCCGGCCGGGGACCAUCCCCGGCCGGGGACCAUCCCCGGCCGGGCACCAUCCCCGGGCAGGGUCCGGCUGGGCCGCGGGGCAGCCAGGCCGCGUUGCCAUGGCGACGACUCCGCCUCCUUCCCGGCGUGCCCCGCGUCCGCACGUGACUUCACACCCGGAAGUGUUGCCAUGGCGGCGGGCGCGCUCUGGGGGCUCGUGGCCGCGCUGGAGACGCACCGGGGCCGCGACCGGGCGCUCCGGGCGCUGUCCUACGGCUGCCAGCUGGCGGGGGCAGCGCUGCCCGGCCCCGCGGGGCUGCCCGGGGGGCUCCUGGCCGCCUCUGCCCAGCUCAGCUCCUGCCGCACCGCCCUGCGCCUCUUCGACGACCUGGCCAUGCUCCGGCACAGCUGCAGCUACGGGCUGGGCCCCGAGGGCGAGGACGCGCUGGUGAGGGGGCUCUCGGUGCUCUGCAACGCGGCCAACCAGCUCUACUACCCCUGCGAGCACCUGGCGUGGGCCGCGGAUGUCGGCAUCGUCCGCGCCGCCUCCCAGAAGUGGUGGACGCGGAGCACGGCGCUGUGGGGCUGUGCCCUGCUCCUGGGCAUCCUGCGAUCCCUGAGGAUCUUGUUCCAGUUAAGAAGAAAAUUGAGUCAGCACAAGUGCAGCACUUCACCUCAGAGGCAGCAGCAGCUGAGAGCCCAGGUGAAGGCUGAGCUUCUGAGCAUCCUCAUGGACACAGCAGAUCUCUCCAACGCAAUCCACUGGCUGCCCCCAGGAUUCCUCUGGGCAGGAAAGUUCCCUCCAUGGUUAGUAGGACUCCUGGGGACCAUCUCCUCCCUGAUUGGAAUCUACCAGGCAUCAAGAGGAGCAAAUUCUGAAGCUGCUUAAGCCAGAACUGAGCUUCACAAGCCCAGUUUUCACAUGGUAAAAGUGCCUUUAGUGAGGCAGGGUUGGUGAUUUCCUGGGUUGAUGAUUGUCCUUCCAGAUAUCCCACAAUCAGGACUGGAAUCCAGAUUCCUGUUGCAGAGUGGAUUGUUUGCAGCUGUAAUUUUUAUCACUCUUAAUCAGAGAAAUAAUUCAGGUGAAUCCUCUGAAAAUCAAAGAUCUCCUACAAUGGGUAAAACUGAGGGGGAAAGAGUUGCUUCCAUCUGUCCCAAAAGACAAAUGCAACCUGCCAGUGCUUUCUGCCACUUAAAGGAGCACAGUGGCCACGGUUCUGUCACAGAGAACUGGUGAGGGAUGAAUCCUGGGAGCUCCCACUCGGAGCCAGGAUGGGACCCCUGUCCUGGGAGUUCUGCAGGUGUCUGGGCUCAGACAGGAGCCAGCAGGGCUGUUGUUUGGUGCUGUUUGUGACCGUUUUGUUUCCUUAGAGGUGAGAGGGGCAGGAAAUUGCCGCUGGAAGCAGCAUGGACCUUCCUAGCCUGCCUUGCCCGUUUAAGGAGAAAUGUUGGAAGUGGAGACUUCCCCCAGAGCUGAGGCUCCGGCUGUGCCUUUGUGGAAUGCCACCGGGUGGAGCUCUUCCACCAGGCUCUGGCAGCCGCCGACCUUUUUUUAUUUAAAAAAAAAAAAAAAAAAAAAAAGGCAGGAAAUUUAUUAAUCACCUUUCAAAGGAGCAAUCAAACCGAUGCCGAGGUGGGGUUUGCAGUUACAGUUCUGGGCGUUGCCAAUAAUAAACGACACAAAUGCUUCAAA
This is a messenger RNA of Onychostruthus taczanowskii (white-rumped snowfinch), 2199 nucleotides long. RefSeq names its product peroxisomal biogenesis factor 11 gamma (gene PEX11G). The transcript has 5 exons. NCBI's taxonomy places the organism in Eukaryota, Metazoa, Chordata, Aves, Passeriformes, Passeridae. Gene Ontology annotation, cellular component: peroxisomal membrane. Gene Ontology annotation, biological process: peroxisome fission. The record is from RefSeq and is a predicted model, not a curated record. Bases 358 to 1395 code for a protein of 345 amino acids.